Molecule: messenger RNA, 588 nt
Organism: Benincasa hispida (wax gourd)
Lineage: Eukaryota; Viridiplantae; Streptophyta; Magnoliopsida; Cucurbitales; Cucurbitaceae
Source: RefSeq, a predicted model, not a curated record
AUGAAGAAGAAUGACGAACAUCAGUUCAAGCGCUUUCUCGAGCUUCUAAAGCAGCUGCACAUCAACAUUCCACUCAUAGAAGCUUUGGAGCAGAUGCUAACAUAUGUGAAGUUUUUGAAUGACAUUUUGACGAAAAAGAGAAAAGUCAGUGAGAAAGAAGUAAUAGCACUAACGCAGGAAUGCAACGCGUUAGUAAGUAACAAGCUACCACAGAAGCAGAAGGGCCCAAGGAGCUUCACAGUUCCUUGUUCAAUUGGAGAAUUAGAUAUGGGUCAUGCGUUGUGCGACCUAGGAGCGAGCAUCAAUCUCAUGCCCCUUUCAGUUUUUAAGAAAUGGAGGAUUGGCGAGGCACAACCUACUUCUGUCACCCUUCAACUCGCUGACAGAACAAUUAAGUACCCGGAAGGGAAGAUUGAAGAUGUUUUGGUGAAGGUUGACAAUCUCGUAUUCCCAGCAGACUUCGUUAUUCUGGAUUAUGAAGCAGAUAGAGAGGUUCUAAUCAUCCUUGGACGCCUUUUCUUGGCUACUGGGAAAGUUCUGAUUGACGUGCAUAAAGGUGAGCUAACCAUGCGCGUGGAUAAUGAAUAG